Molecule: messenger RNA, 1907 nt
Organism: Cephus cinctus (wheat stem sawfly)
Lineage: Eukaryota; Metazoa; Arthropoda; Insecta; Hymenoptera; Cephidae
Gene: slmb
Product: beta-TrCP
Exons: 7
Coding region: 380-1768 (462 amino acids)
Molecular function (GO): protein dimerization activity
Source: RefSeq, a predicted model, not a curated record
CCGAUGGCGAAAGAGACUCUUGCCUACGAUCUUGGCUCCACGCGUCCCAGUAUCUUUCUAGACUUCUUGGUGGAAUUGACGCAUGUCGCACCUCGUGGCUACCAAAGCAACGAUAGAAGAACGAAGCAUUUUUGAGGAUCUGCUUCGAGUGCCGGUUUCCAGCGAAAAAGUGUCAUAGUUAUUUACGAUUUAUUGUGUUGGUGAAACACUGCAUCAACUUCCUGUGCAUGGCGAGGACCCGUGAGCGUCGUCCGUCGUGUUGAGCAGUCAAAAAGUGGUGUUCGGCCGUGUUUUAUCAUUUGCCGAGUACACUCUUUCCGAAGUUCCGUUCGACGUGCGCUGUUUGCGGAGGGAGAGUAGUGCAGGUCGUGCGUGAAAAAUGAUCAACAUGGAGACGGAUAAAACCAUCGAGGACACAAACACGAAUCUCCAGUAUCCAAUGACGAUACUUUACGAUCCUACUCGCAAGAAAGAACCACCCACGGGCGUAUCUGUACAAUACAGCCACGACAGGGAGAUCUGUAUGAAGCUUUUCGAAAGAUGGAGCGAACCGGAACAAGUGCACUUCGUGGAACAACUAUUGGCACGGAUGUGCCAUUACCAACACGGACACAUCAACGCCUACCUAAAACCCAUGCUGCAGCGGGACUUCAUCUCUCUUCUGCCAAAGAAAGGAUUGGACCAUGUAGCCGAGAGCAUUCUGUCCUAUCUCGAUGCUGAUUCGCUAUGCGCGGCAGAACUCGUAUGCAAAGAAUGGUACAGAGUAAUUAGCGAGGGAAUGCUUUGGAAAAAGUUAAUUGAACGUAAGGUUCGGACUGAUUCCGUAUGGAGAGGAUUAGCAGAGAGGAGAGGAUGGAUACAAUAUUUGUUCAAACCGAGGCCUGGCGAGAGUCAUCGAAAUCAUGGAUUUUAUAGAACUCUUUUCCCCAAAAUUGUCAAGGAUAUCGAUAGCAUAGACAACAAUUGGCGAAUGGGGAGGCACAAUCUGCAGAAAAUAAAUUGUCGAAGCGAAAAUUCCAAGGGCGUUUACUGCCUUCAGUAUGAUGAUCAGAAGAUUGUUUCGGGGCUGCGCGAUAAUACCAUUAAAAUAUGGGAUAGAAAUACUCUGCAGUGUAUCAAGGUGCUCACUGGACACACAGGCUCCGUCCUUUGUUUGCAGUACGAUGACAAAGCUAUUAUAUCUGGCUCUUCGGAUAGUACUGUCAGAGUAUGGGAUGCCAAUACUGGUGAAAUGGUCAACACUUUGAUUCAUCAUUGUGAAGCUGUGUUACAUCUCAGAUUCAACAAUGGCAUGAUGGUCACUUGUUCUAAGGACCGUUCAAUUGCUGUAUGGGAUAUGACUUCACAAACUGAAAUUGCCUUGCGUCGGGUACUGGUUGGGCACCGAGCAGCGGUAAACGUUGUGGAUUUCGAUGAGAAAUAUAUAGUGUCGGCUAGUGGUGAUAGGACUAUCAAAGUAUGGAACACAUCCACCUGUGAAUUCGUGCGAACGUUAAACGGGCACAAGCGGGGCAUAGCAUGUUUGCAAUAUAGAGAUCGCUUAGUAGUUAGUGGUAGCAGCGACAACACUAUCAGAUUAUGGGACAUUGAGUGUGGUGCGUGUUUGCGUGUUUUGGAGGGUCACGAAGAGCUUGUCAGGUGUAUCAGAUUCGACAGUAAACACAUCGUCAGCGGGGCUUACGACGGAAAAAUUAAAGUUUGGGACCUGGUGGCGGCACUGGAUCCUCGUGCCCUAGCUAGUACUUUAUGUCUACGCACAUUGGUGUGAUUAUAGUACGCACGUGUUUCUUCUUGCGCCAGGAGCACACCGGACGCGUUUUCCGCCUUCAAUUUGACGAGUUCCAGAUAGUGUCGUCUUCUCAUGACGAUACAAUCAUCAUCUGGGACUUCUUGAAUUUCACGGAUGG